UGUGUUUGCAUUCGAUAACUUGAGAGUUCUCUGGUCUCUUCAACAGGAGUUUGGUAUUUUACUGACACAGUGCAGCCUCUAGAGGGAGCUCUCUGUUACCUUUCAAAAGGACAACCGUUAAUUAAGACUAAUUGGCACUGUAGGGAGUUUUCUGGUAGUGUAGUGAGUAUAAUGAGGAAUACACCAAUACGUUUUUAGACAUAUUUGGACAUCUCCCUCUGCCUCCACACUGGUUUCAAUUAAAUAGGCUACAGAAGAAGAGCUAAUUUUGGAGGUUGUUCUAUUUUUGAGGGUCAUCGUUGAGCUUUGCACAGGAGUGACAGUGUGGAUGCUGGAAGCUAUGCACUCCUCUCCAAUCAUCCUUUUCUUUCUUUCUCUUUUGGUUUGGGGAAUAGGCAUCCUGCUCUUGAGGCAAUCAAGUGGAACUGUCAUAAAGAACAGCCUUGGUGAGGAGUUUUACCGCGAGGCCAUCGAGCACUGCCGCAGUUAUAAUGCUCGACUUUGUGCUGAACGCUCCAUGCGCCUGCCAUUUCUUGACUCCCAAACAGGCGUAGCACAGAGUAACUGCUACAUAUGGAUGGAGAAGACCCAUCGUGGGCCAGGUGUGGCUCCAGGGCAGCUCUAUACCUAUCCUGCACGCUGCUGGAGAAAGAAGAGACGGUUAAACAUCUUAGAAGAUCCACGUCUUGGACCCAUCGAGUUUAAAAUCGACUAUGAAGCAUCACUAAAGAAGGAAGGGGGUGUUCCUGAGGGUCCCGUUCUGGAGUCACUCCUCAGUGGAGAACUGCUGGAUAAGAAGGUUGAAACAAAGGAGGAGGAACCCAUGAGUGAAUGCCAGAAGCUGCUGGUGGGAGAUUUUCCUCACGAGCUGGACAUGGAUGAGAUGGAGGAGGAUGUUCCCAAACGCAAGAAUCGCACCAAAGGACGGGCAUGUGGUGUUGGGGGGAUGAGAAAGAGACAGGAUCCAGCAUCCCUAGAGGAUCGAGACAAGCCAUAUGUGUGUGACAUUUGUGGGAAGCGCUACAAGAACCGUCCAGGUUUGAGUUACCAUUACACUCACACACACCUGGCAGACGAGGAGGGUGAGGAAGACUCCGAACGGCACACACUGCCCUUCCAGCGCAAGAACAACCACAAACCCAAAAAAGCAGCCGAUGGUUCUGUCAUCCCGAACGGCUACUGUGACUUCUGUCUAGGAGGCUCUAAGAAAACAGGCUGUCCUGAAGAUCUAAUUUCCUGUGCGGACUGCGGCCGAUCAGGUCAUCCGUCGUGCCUGCAGUUCACGGUCAACAUGACGGCGGCGGUGAGGACCUACCGCUGGCAGUGCAUCGAGUGCAAAUCCUGCAGCCUGUGCGGAACAUCAGAGAACGAUGAUCAGCUUUUAUUCUGUGAUGAUUGUGACAGAGGGUAUCACAUGUAUUGUCUAAGUCCCCCUAUGUCGGAGCCUCCGGAGGGGAGCUGGAGUUGCCAUCUGUGUCUGCGCCAGCUAAAGGAAAAAGCGUCCGCCUACAUCACACUAACCUAAUCUCCGUGCCCUACUUCACCCUAGCAGUCUCAUCCUACUCUAUCCCAUCAUCACAGAUCCAAAGAGACUCCCCCAGCAUCCACCAGAAGAGAACAUGUUUCAUCUGCCCAUUGCCUGUAUGGUGACUGCAAGGAAAACGUAGGGUGCGAUUAACAUUUUUGUAAGCAGACCUUUCCU
This is a messenger RNA of Cyprinus carpio (common carp), 1702 nucleotides long. It is a transcript of the gene dpf1, whose product is annotated as D4, zinc and double PHD fingers family 1. Gene Ontology annotation, biological process: nervous system development. The record is from RefSeq and is a predicted model, not a curated record. Lineage: Eukaryota; Metazoa; Chordata; Actinopteri; Cypriniformes; Cyprinidae. The transcript has 12 exons. Gene Ontology annotation, cellular component: nBAF complex. Bases 329 to 1525 code for a protein of 398 amino acids.